Molecule: messenger RNA, 1692 nt
Organism: Plectropomus leopardus (leopard coralgrouper)
Lineage: Eukaryota; Metazoa; Chordata; Actinopteri; Perciformes; Serranidae
Source: RefSeq, a predicted model, not a curated record
AUGAAGAAAGGAAAGCCCCCCUCCUCCAGGAGAGCUGAAAUCCACCAUCUGUACCAAUGCUGUGCCUUAGGCCAGACGACUCUGCCUGCCUGCGCCCUCCUCAGGUUCCUCCACAAGGAGCAGAUGGAGCUCACAGCCAAUGAAGAGACGGCAGAGAGUUUGAUUGAUAGAUAUGAGAUUGAGGAGACAGCCAGAGAAAAUAGGUCCAUGACAUUUGAAGGAUUCCUGCGCUACAUGGAGUCCAAAGACUGCUGCGUAUUUGACCAGGCCCACAUGUCUGUUUACCAAAACAUGGACCAGCCUCUCACCAAUUACUUCAUCUCCUCAUCACACAACACCUACCUGACUGGAGACCAGCUGGUGGGAAAGAGUAACCUGGAUGCCUAUGUUUGUGCUUUGAGGAAAGGCUGUCGCUGUCUGGAGAUUGACUGCUGGGAUGGGCCAGAUAUGGAGCCUGUAGUCUACCAUGGCUACACCCUGACCACCAAGAUACUCUUUAAGGACGUCAUCACCACUGUGGAGCAACACGCCUUCGAGGUGUCUGCUUACCCGGUGAUCCUGUCAUUGGAAAAUCAUUGCUCCCAGGAGCAGCAGGAGGUCAUGGCCCAGUACCUCAUCUCUAUCCUGGGGGAAAAACUUCUGAGAACUCCCUUGGAUCACCCAACCACUGGAGACCUUCCAAGCCCUAAUGACCUGAAGUAUAAGAUCCUCAUCAAGAAUAAAAAGCUGAGGCCUCACGUUAAGACAGAGGGCGCAGCAGGGACUGAGGCGGAGGACAGUGUAGAUGAGGGUGAAGAUGAGGAGGAGGAUGAUGAGGAGGACGAAGAACAACAAACCAAAGCAAGGUUCUGGUCUCCCAGAAAGGCAGGGCCAAAGAUGAAACAGAAGAAGAAGGUGGUGGUGGCAGAGGCGUUAUCUGACCUGGUUAUAUACACCAGGUCUGUCAAGUUCAUCAGCUUCAGUCAUUCCAGAGACAAUCAGAACCACUAUGAGAACACAUCAAUGGCAGAGAAGAAGGCUCGCAAGCUGGCUAAAGCCUCAGGUGCUGACUUUGUUCAGCACAACCAGAAGUUCCUCAGCAGGAUUUACCCAGCAGGCUCCAGGACGUCUUCUUCCAACUACAACCCUCAGGAGUUUUGGAACAUCGGCUCGCAGCUCGUGGCUCUCAAUUUCCAGUCUCUGGGCUUGGCUAUGGACCUUAAUGAUGGCCGUUUCCAGGACAACGGGGGCUGUGGAUACGUCCUGAAGGCGGCGGUGCUCACGUCCAGUCAGAGGAGCUUUGAUCCCGGCUGCAGCCAGCACGGCCUCAAACCCACCCACCUGCUGCUCAAGGUGAUCAGCGGGUCAAACCUACCCACCCCCAGGAGUGGCAAAGCCCUGGACCCCUUUGUCAGAGUGGAUAUUCAUGGGAUUGCCUCUGACUCACGCAGAAAAAACACACACACUGUCAAAAACAACUCUCUGAGUCCUCGAUGGGAUGCUGACAUGAACUUCACUAUUAGCGUCCCUGAGCUCUGCCUCAUCCGCUUCUGCAUCCGAGAUCAGACGGGCCUCCUCAGCAGUGAUUUUGUGGGCCAGUACACGCUGCCCUUCACCAGCCUGAAGAAAGGCUACCGCUGGGUGCCUCUCCGGUCCCGAGACGGAUGCAGCCUGGAUCCAGCCUCCCUCUUCGUCUUUGUUUGGUAUUCCUAA